GAAGACAAUAGGGAAGGACCUGCUCGAUUUAUGGAGUUUCGAGGAGGAAAUUUGUUUUGAGAGUUCCUCUCGGAGGCUGUUUGAAUCAAAAUGGGAAACUUUAGAGCAUUUGGGAACACACCGCUGGUCUUGCUGAUUUCCAGAUUGUUCCUGGUGUGCUGUGACAUCACGGACGGGAACGCGGAGCAUCUGAAGCGGGAGCACUCGCUGAUGAAGCCGUACCAAGGUGUCGGCAACAGCCCGAGUAGUCAGUGGGACUUCUGGGGCAGCACGUUGGUGACCAGCUCCUACGUCCGACUCACUCCGGAUGAGGGAAGCAAACAGGGAUCCAUCUGGAACACAGUGCCGUGUUACCUGAAGGACUGGGAGAUGCAUGUGCAGUUUAAAGUUCACGGGGCAGGAAAGAAGGGUCUCCAUGGCGACGGCAUUGCUCUCUGGUACACAAAGGACAAACUGCACCCAGGUCCUGUGUUUGGAAACCAAGAUCAGUUUCAUGGCCUGGCUUUGUUUUUGGAUACCUUCCGCAAUGACCUCCAUGGGAUGGAUCGCUCCUUCCCCUACAUCUCGGCGAUGGUGAACAACGGCUCGGUGAACUACGACCACGGCAAAGACGGCCGCUCCUCUGAGCUGGGGGGCUGCUCGGCGGAGAUCAGGAACCGGCAGCACGACACGUACCUCGCCAUCCGCUACUCCAGAGGAAGACUAACUGUGAUGAUUGACGUGGAGGACAAGAACGAAUGGAAGGAGUGCAUCGACAUCGGGGGGGUUCGUCUUCCUACCGGGUAUUUCUUCGGGGCCUCGGCAGCUACAGGAGAUCUGUCUGAUAACCAUGACAUCAUCUCAAUGAAGCUCUACCAGCUGAUGGUAGAACACACCCCCGAGGAGGAGAACCUGGACUGGACCAAGAUCGAGCCCAGCGUCAGCCUCCUCAAGUCCCCGAAAGACAACAUCGACGAUCCCACCGGAAACUUCCGAGGGACGGCGCUCACCGGCUGGAAGGUCUUCCUGCUGCUGCUGUGCGCCCUGCUGGGGAUCGUGGUGUGCGCCGUGGUGGGCGCCGUGGUCUUCCAGAAGAGACAGGAGAGGAACAAGAGGUUCUACUGAGGAGCAGUUGACCUUGUUAACGGAGGUGUUGUUGGCGGAAGGAACUGCUUCCAGAUGACGGCACAUUCAAUGUGAAUUCUUUUAAAAGAUUGUACAGAUGUUUAUAUCCUUUUGAAGCACUGCGCUGGCAGCGAGGUGAGCCGCCCACCGGCCCUGAUCCAAUCUCCAUCCUCCUCCGGGUUCUCCUUCCCUUCAAACGUCCUUUACAAACUGUAAACUACAACUGAUGAUAGAUGAGUGUUUAACAGAACCGUAGCCUGGGUUCUUGGAAACGGGGCAGAGAGCUAUUUGCUUAUUUCUGUGUUUUCAUCUAAAAACUCUAGAAGAACGACUAAAAAUGAACUCGCUGCUCACGUUGACGUUCUAGUGAGAACAGAGCGCUUUGCUCAUGUGGAAUUUUCGAUUCUAAUGAAGGUGUCUUCGUCAGAAGCCACUGUGUGUGCGUGCAGCUAGUUUCAGAUGGAACCACCUCGUCAGCUGUCGCGACGUCCUCGUCCCUCGUGUCCUGCGGCUCUUCACCUCUGAUGACACACAGACCACUAGUUCUGCAACCAGCGAGCGUUUAGUCAGUCUGGCUUCUCAAAAAAUUAGAUGAAAUUCUAUAGAAAUAUAUACUCACAGUGUAAAAUAAUCAGCACAAUCCCACAAAUGCUUCUUUUGUAGAGAUUUUGUUGAAUCUGGGAGAAGAAAUUCACAUUCUAUCAGCUGGAUUUUUUUUUGUGGUUUUGGUAUGAUGAACGAUUUUAUGAUUUAUUAUUAAUUUAGCUGCUUUUACAAAGUGAAACAUUGGCGUUCGGGGGGGGGGGGGAGGCGCUGUAUCACACGGCAGAUACCUGGAUGGAUUGAUCUGGAUCCGGUUCCUCUAAAAGCUUCAGUGCACCACAAGAUGCACCUCCAGACCUGAACAACCUCAAACAUGUUACGCUCUCGCUUCUCGUUUCAUCCAGGAUAUCUCUUUGUUGUUGUUCCACGUCUGUCCGGGUUAUUAAUGCGGAGGCGGGUGACUAAUGAGAUGCUGUUGCCGGCGAUAAAGCUGCAGGAAAGCCAAUGAGUUACUGCUCAGAAACAUCUACAUUUGAGGUGACGCCCUUUCAUCGCUGCGGAGAUGCAGCCACGUUUCCUGUGAUCUUCCUUUCUCGUUUCCGCCACACGGCUUGUUUGUUUCCUCCGCGAUGGGACGUGAAGCAUCUCGUCUCUGCAGAAAUAAAGUGUCAGAUUACAAGACGAAACCGCUUGAACGUGAA
Gasterosteus aculeatus aculeatus (three-spined stickleback) is the source of this 2348-nucleotide messenger RNA. It is a transcript of the gene lman2, whose product is annotated as lectin, mannose-binding 2. NCBI's taxonomy places the organism in Eukaryota, Metazoa, Chordata, Actinopteri, Perciformes, Gasterosteidae. Gene Ontology annotation, molecular function: D-mannose binding. Gene Ontology annotation, cellular component: endoplasmic reticulum membrane; COPII-coated ER to Golgi transport vesicle; endoplasmic reticulum-Golgi intermediate compartment. The record is from RefSeq and is a predicted model, not a curated record. Gene Ontology annotation, biological process: endoplasmic reticulum to Golgi vesicle-mediated transport.